Messenger RNA from Linderina pennispora, 1124 nucleotides. RefSeq lists its product as uncharacterized. Bases 97 to 822 code for a protein of 241 amino acids. The record is from RefSeq and is a predicted model, not a curated record. NCBI's taxonomy places the organism in Eukaryota, Fungi, Kickxellomycota, Kickxellomycetes, Kickxellales, Kickxellaceae. The transcript has a single exon.
UACAACACAGCGCUGCCUGCCUGGAGCACAUAGCGAGCAGACGCGGCUCCUGCCCAAGGGAUCCGGGAUCUCUCCUCCGGUGUCCUGCUGUAUGUGAUGGCCCUUUUUCCACUGGAUAGUCCGUGCUACUCUGAAUGCCAAAUCACAGGUAAUUCUGAGCGCGGACAGUACCCUCCUCUCACAGUAAGCAUACCCAUCAUCUUCCUUCAUCGGGGCUAUCCAUCUGCCGCUCCGCGUUGCGCAUUAGUCACCGGCAGGCUGGUCGGAGGCGUGUUUGUUUCCGCGAUGCCUAAAUGUCAAGCCACAAAAUGGCACGAUAUACCCAUCCAUCUGCACAAGCGCUGCCACCUGGCUGCCAUGUCCCUGCUGGCCUACCCAACUAGUGCGAGCCAUUCUUGCAGUGGCGAGAAUGCACUCUCUCCAGUCCGUCAUAAUGGUCGCCACUCUGCCAGUGUGUUGGCCACUACACCCUUGCAAUUCAUGUGUAGCUUGCCGUUUAAGGAUGCAUAUCCUCUCUUUGGCGCUGUGCCCUUAAGCAGCACAGCCGCCGACCGGGCCGCUUGGAGACUCUGGCGCCCAACCUUGUCCCCAAAUGAAAAACCCCCAUGCUUCUCCCUUGUCACCGACGACUGUCGGAUUUCGUUGGCCCAGCUUAUCCUGCACGCUAGAGAUUCCUGCCGCCAGCUCUAUUGCAAAUGGAGCAUUUCGGCUAAUUCUUCAUACCCUAGUUCCCUUGUCUUGACGUAUAUUUGGAGGGUUUGUUUCUUGGACUGUCGAACAACUUCGGCCGCCUUCGGUGUUGCAAAUAUAUGCAACAAAUAGUCAUUACUCGGUUUCAAAUGGACAGCCUCAAUCUUGUUUGCGCACAACCUCGCCAUGGAGUUUAUGCAACCAAUCGAGGCUAGAUAAGCCAAUGAUGACGACGGCGGUGAUGGUGGUGAUUAGAGAAAGGCAAUUUUAGUACCAAAAUGGAAAGGAACGAAAACUAGGCAGCAUAAAAGAAGACAAAAGCUCGAUAUUGAAGUUGAGAAAAUGCUAGGUGGGAUCCCUCAGACAACACACUGGCCGACACGAAUGCCUCGGUUACGAUGACAGCAGGUACUCGGUCGCCUGCAUCAGAUUGA